Heterotrigona itama is the source of this 4532-nucleotide messenger RNA. The record is from the annotation of a GenBank genome assembly. Lineage: Eukaryota; Metazoa; Arthropoda; Insecta; Hymenoptera; Apidae.
AUCAAGCAUGGCAUUUUCAUGUAAACUAGGUUUGAAAGAUUUUGGCGGUACAACCGUCAGCAUCAUGUUCUUAUCAUUAUGUACAUAUAUGCUAUUCAGCUGAAAUUUGUAGUAUAUUAUUAAUUGAAAAUACGAAAAACAUGUUCAUUUAUAAUUAUUUUUAAAGCUACAAAUACAUUCCUAGUAUAUUUAUUUCGACAUAAAUAUAACAAGAAAUUGAUAUUUUUACGAAAAUUUUGUAUCUACUAUCAUACAAUAUGAUAUCUACUAUCAUACCAAAGGCGGAAAACUACGAUAUAAAAAAACAAAUACAAGAUGAAAGUGAUAUAAAAGAACAGCAAAUAUCUUUAAAUAAUCGAGUUAUUGAAAAAAACGGAACAGUAACCAGUAGUACUGUGAUAUUUAAAAAAAACAAUAACGAUACGAAGAAACUACGUAGUGGAAAAUAUAUUAAUACAGAUCUUACGUCUGGUUUGAAUAAAAUUAAUGGAGAUUUAAGAAUUGUUAAAAGAAAAAUUAAUGGGGCAGAAGAAUUGGAAGCAAAAUCUGCUAAGUUAACAUUAAAAGAAACAAUAAUUUGUAAUGAUAAUCCUGACUUAAUAUUAAAUCAACAACAAUCAGAUUCAGGUGAUGAAUCUGAGAACAUUCAAAAGAAAACUAAGACUGAAAAUAAUUGUACAACAAAAAUGGAAGAAUCCAAAAUAUUAACCAAGAAAUCAGUUAAUGUAAAUCAAAAAUGUGAAUAUUGUUGUCAAAAAUUAAUAAGCACAGACAUAAAAAUAUAUCCUGGUCACCCUAAUGGUGCAGUAGAAGAAAUGAUUGCAUUAACAGAACCUAGAUUAUCUUUAUUCACAGGAGAAGAAGUUACGGUUCAUGAAAGUGAUAAUGGGCAUUUGUGCCCUUUUGAUACUGGUUUAAUUGAAAAAAAUGUGGUCCUUUAUUUUUCUGGUUACAUGAAACCUAUAUAUGAAGAAAAUUCAUGUCCAGAAGGAGGUGUGCCUACAAAAGACAUGGGACCAAUAAAUGAAUGGUGGGUGUCAGGAUUUGAUGGUGGUGAAUUAGCACUUGUAGGAUUUACCACAGCAUUUGCAGAAUACAUAUUGAUGGAACCUGCUGAAGCAUAUGCUCCAUUUAUGGAUUCUGUGAAAGAAAAGAUUUACAUGAGCAAAAUAGUCAUAGAAUUCUUAUUAGAUGAAGUCAAUCCUACAUACGAAGAUUUGUUAAAUAAGCUACAGACUAUAGUUCCACCAAAAGGAUUAUCUAGAUUUACAGAAGAUUCUUUAUUAUUAUAUGCACAGUUCAUCUGUGAUCAAGUUAUUUCUUUUGAUGCAUCAGCAGAAUCAGAAGAUUCUUUAUUAAUUACAAGUCCGUGCAUGCGAGCGUUAGUAACACUUGCUGGUGUGACAUUAAAUAAAAGAAUUGCAUUACGCAGAACACAAUCUAGAGAUUCAAAAAAUAAAAAGAUUAUCUGGACGAAAGCUACAACUACAAAAUUAGUUAAUAAUAUGUUUGAAACGUUUUUCUAUGACCAAAUAGCUAAAAAUAAUGACAAAGAAAUAUCGAGACCUAAAAGACAAAGAUGUGGGGUAUGUGAAACUUGUCAGCAGCCAGAUUGUGGAGUUUGUACAUCUUGUAAAAAUAUGGUUAAAUUUGGUGGAUCUGGAAAAAAUAAACAAGCAUGUAACAGACGUAGAUGUCCAAACAUGGCUAUACAAGAGGCAGAUGAUUCAGAUCAAGAAGAUGAUGAUUUUAAUGAUACAUCAGUAGAAAAUGUGAAGAUUACUCAAAAAAUGAUUUUAAAAGAAUUUAAACACGUAGAAAAAGAAAUUACAUGGGUUGGAGAGCCAAUUAUAAAUGAUGGACGAAGAACAUUUUAUAAAUCUGUCAUAGUUGUUGAUGAAGAAAUAAAAGCAAACGAUUGCGUUUUAAUUGAAUCAAAUGAUCCUACUGUACCAUUACAAGUAGCUAAAGUUAUUUAUAUGUGGGAAGAUAAAAAUGGUGCAAAAAUGUGUCAUGCCAAUUGGUUCAGAAGAGGUAGUGACACUGUACUUGGUGAAACAUCAGAUCCUUUAGAAUUAUUCUUGCUUGAUGAAUGUGAUAAUGUUCCUUUUACUUCAAUUAAAUCCAAAGCUAUCGUUAUUUAUAAAACUUGUCCGAAAGAUUGGAGUAAAUUAGGAAAUACAGAUAUAUUAGAUGAAAUACAAAAUAAAGAUGGAAAGGUAUUUUUUUAUCAAAAAACAUAUACUCCCGGCACAGCUCGUUUUGAGGAUUGUACUCCGGAUCCUGAAUGUCCACGAAAAGAAAUCAGUCAUCGAUUUUGUCCUGCCUGUAUACGUUUUACUACAUUGCAAUGUUAUUAUACACCAAAAGUGUUUGACCGCAAAGAAGAGAAGAGCAGCAAAGAAGUAACAUACAGUAUGGUAAAAUACAAGGACGAAGAAUUUAGAGUUGAUUCUGCUGUAUUUUUAAUGCCAGCAGCUAUAAAAUAUAAAUUUACAUCUACGUAUCAUCUUUCUCUGAAAGUGAAAAAGGGCAAGGUAGAUGAAGAUAUGUAUCCCGAAUAUUAUCGAAAAUUAUCAGAUGUGAAGGGACCAAAUUAUGAUACACCAGAGCCAUUUCAUAUUGGAUACAUAAAUUCAAUCUAUGCAACUACUAAUAAUAAAUUAGUUGCAUCAUCUGAUAUAUGGAUUAAAAUAAAUAAAAUGUAUCGACCAGAAAAUACACACAAAGGACUUACAUUAAUGCAACAAGUUGAUCUUAAUAUGGUAUAUUGGAGUGAUGAAGUUUGUGAUGUUAAAUUUUCGGAUGUAGCCGGAAAAUGUUAUCUAGCGUAUUUGGAAAAUUUAGAUCAAUCUGUAGAAGAAUGGACUGCUGCUGGGCCAAAUCGUUUUUAUUUUUCUCAAGCAUAUAACGCCUUAGAAAAAACAUUUGUUGAUCCACCGUAUCAUGCUAUGAACAUUGGAAAACUUGGAACUAGUAAAGGGAAAGGAAAAGCUAAGUGCAAAAGUAAAAAAUUAGAGAAUAGUGAUAAGAAAGUAACUUACAUACCUACAGACUAUCGUAAAGUAACAAGAAAGUUGAAGACGUUAGAUGUUUUUGCCGGUUGUGGUGGAUUGUCUGACGGAUUACAACAAGCUGGUAUUAUUGAUAAUCGAUGGGCAAUUGAGAAAGACGAACCAGCCGCAUGUGCAUAUCGACUCAAUAAUCCUAAUACAAUAGUAUUUUGCGAAGAUUGCAAUAUACUUUUACAGAAAGUUAUGAAUGGUGAUCUUUGUGAUAAUAGUGGACAACGUUUGCCUCAGAAAGGGGAGGUAGAAUUAUUGUGCGGUGGUCCACCUUGCCAAGGUUUUAGUGGCAUGAAUCGUUUUAAUUCACGGCAAUAUUCAUUAUUUAAGAAUUCUUUAGUAGUAUCAUGUUUGUCCUAUUGUGAUUAUUAUAGACCAAAAUUUUUUAUUAUGGAAAAUGUUAGAAAUUUCGUAUAUUUUAAACGAAGUAUGGUACUUAAAUUAACAUUAAGAUGCCUUGUACGAAUGGGUUAUCAAUGUACAUUUGGUAUUUUGCAAGCUGGAAACUACGGCAUUCCACAAACAAGAAGACGGCUAAUAAUAUUAGCUGCUGCACCUGGUGAAGUCCUUCCAAAAUAUCCUGAACCAAUUCAUGUAUUUAGCAAACGGGCUUGUCGACUAAGCGUUAUUGUUGAUAACAAAAAAUAUUCAUCAAAUUGUGAUUGGACAGAAUCGGCACCAUAUAGAAUGGUUAGAGUUCGUGAUGCGAUGUCUGACUUACCUAAUAUACGAAAUGGAUGGAAUAAGGAAGAAAUAGCUUAUAACGAUGAACCAAUAUCUUAUUUUCAAAGAAAAGUAAGGCCUAAAGAACCCGAUGUAGUAUUAAGAGAUCAUAUUUGCAAAGAUAUGACUCCGCUUGUUGAAGCGCGAAUAGCACACGUUCCAACUGCAAGUGGGUCUGAUUGGCGAGAUCUACCAAAUAUAAUAGUACGUUUAUCUGAUGGAACAUAUUCAAAAAAAUUAGAAUAUAUGUAUCAUGAUGAGAAAGCAGGCAAAAGUUCUACUGGUGCAUUUCGUGGUGUAUGUAGCUGUAGUGUCGGUAAAAUAUGUGAUCCAAUGGCUAAACAAUAUAAUACUUUAAUCCCGUGGUGUUUACCUCAUACUGGAAAUCGUCAUAGUAAUUGGGCGGGCUUAUAUGGUAGAUUAGAAUGGGAUGGAUUUUUUGGUACUACUAUCACUAAUCCUGAACCUAUGGGUAAACAGGGCCGUGUUCUACAUCCGGAACAAACCAGAGUUGUGAGUGUAAGAGAGUGUGCUAGAUCACAAGGUUUCUUUGAUUGUUUUCGUUUUUACGGAAGUAUAGUUGACAAACAUCGUCAAAUUGGUAAUGCAGUUCCACCACCAUUAGGUGCUGCGUUAGGUUUCGAAAUUAGAAAAUGUUUAAAAGAUGAUGAUGCCGAUGCCGAUGCCGAUGCCGAUUCUGAUGCUAAUCAGUUAGAAAAGAAAAUGGAAGAUUUUUAUGAUUGA